UGUUGGGAACAACCGAAUCUUCGUCUCUCAUUGCGCAGUCCAGUUCUAAUUCGACAUUAGCAAUGGCGACGAAAGGUGUUCGUGGUGAUGAUUCCUUUUGGUGUAACUGCUGUUUCCAUGAUAUAUAUGGUCCCCGCUUUCACUGUACUGUAUGCAACGACUUCGAUUUGUGUCUUAUGUGUAAUGUUACUGCCGAGGACAUGCACCCAUGCCAUGACUUGCAGGUGGUAGAGCAAAAGCACGGGGAAAAGCCAGUAUGAAGAGCGUUAGAGAAACACCAGGCCGGUUUUUGAGAUGGGCAAGCUAGAGUCUGCCUGAACGAUUGGGCAUAGUUUGCUAUGCCAGCUUCAUGUGAGAUAGGAACGGAUGGGAAAAGGGACUCCCGAGUCAACCAGCCCAGCGCACAGUCUGUAGGAAAUCGUUAAUUGCGAUAUACCCCAAUUGUUGUCGCGUGGCGUCGAAUUGCAAGUCUUGACG
Molecule: messenger RNA, 477 nt
Organism: Eremomyces bilateralis CBS 781.70
Lineage: Eukaryota; Fungi; Ascomycota; Dothideomycetes; Eremomycetales; Eremomycetaceae
Exons: 2
Coding region: 63-260 (65 amino acids)
Molecular function (GO): zinc ion binding
Source: RefSeq, a predicted model, not a curated record